Messenger RNA from Helicoverpa armigera (cotton bollworm), 1830 nucleotides. Its product is annotated as scavenger receptor class B member 1. The record is from RefSeq and is a predicted model, not a curated record. Lineage: Eukaryota; Metazoa; Arthropoda; Insecta; Lepidoptera; Noctuidae. Gene Ontology annotation, molecular function: scavenger receptor activity. The transcript is spliced from 10 exons. The coding region runs from base 42 to 1559 and encodes 505 amino acids. Gene Ontology annotation, cellular component: membrane; cytoplasm.
AAGUAUUAAAGAACACAACUACAUGAUAAGACAAAUCAGCAAUGGUUCUACUGACGAGAAGAGACGCUAUUAACGCCAGGAUUACGAGCAAAAAUAAAAUCCUGGCAGUAUUGUUAACGGGAGUCGUGUUCCUGAUAGUACCAAUACUGAUCAUCAUACUAGACCCCAUACAUCUUAUCAUCAAAUAUAAACUUCGGCUAACCAAAGACUCGAUCUUAUACGAGCUGCUGCAGCAAGAGAUGCAGGCAGGUCGCCUGUCGGUCUACGUGUUCAACAUCACAAACAGCGAGCGGUUCCUCAGUGGCGAGGACUAUAAGCUGAAGGUGGAAGAAGUCGGACCUUUUGUGUUUCAAGAAUAUCGCUGGUAUGAGGAUCUAGAGCCAAGCGAGGAUGGCACCCGCAUGGCAAUGACAGCGAAGGUCAGGACGGAGUUCAUCCCAGAAGAGUCUCUAGCACACCCGAAAGAUGUCAUCCUCAGGCUGCCUAACUUGCCACUUCUUAGUUCAGCGUCACUUUUGUCCAACUACCCUAGCUUUAUCCGCAGCGCCUUCAACUUAAUGAUAACCCAUUUAGGAGCCAAACCCUUCCUGAACUUGGAUGUCCACAACUUUUUGUGGGGUUAUAACAAUCCUAUUAUCAAGAUCCUCAACGGUCUGGCUCCUGGAGUCGUGUAUUUUGAUAGUUUUGGUCUUCUUGAUAGGCUAUAUGACAAUACAUCAGAUUAUAGAAUAGAAGUGGGUGCUACCGACAAGGAUAGGUUCGAGAUCAAGUGGGUGAAGAAAUAUAGACAUCUCAAGAUGGGAGGCAUCGAGGAUGUUGAAGAAAGUAUACAAACAUUCAACAACACCUACGAAGCAGAAGGCUACCCACCGAAUUUGACCCCCGAAGUUCCCAUCAACUUCUACCGACUAGGCAUCUGUAGGACCUUCGCCCUGCAGUACAUAGGCAGCAGGAUCAUGGACUAUGGAGGAGAGGCUCUCAUAUACACCAUUAGCAAUGACACCUUCAUGGGAGAAGUUGAUCCCAUCACUCUGAAGCCCUACCCUUAUGGUGUCAUCGACAUUUCUAAGUGUUAUUAUGGUUUACCAUUCGUCUUGUCAAAAUCACACUUUAUAGACUCGGAUCCUAUAUUACGAGAACGCCUUGAAGGACUGAACCCUGACAGAGACGUGCAUAUCAACGAAGUAGCUAUAGACAGAAGAGUAAGUGUGACUUACAAAACGAAGCUAUCGCUCCAGGUCAGCAUGAUGGUAGAUGACGUGAGCUUCAACAAUAUGACCAAGAUGCUGUCCAACACUGUCAUACCCAUCGCUUAUGCUAGAGUGGAUCAACCAAAACUACCAGAAUGGAUGAUGAGCAAGCUAAUACUAGUGUACCAGAAAGCCCCCAUCGUGGUGAAGUGUAUAAUCGUAGUAAUGUUACUUAUAAGCAUAGCACUAAUAUUUCAUGCAGUACGCUUGGUAUACCUGAACAGGCUGACCAGAAGUAAAGUGAUAGUCUUCAAACAAACUGCUGGGAAGAUCUUAGAGAAAGCUGAAAGGCCUCUCAUGAGGAAUUGAUGGUCCAAAGUGAUAAUAUUUUUAGUGAUUAUGUUGUUUCUGUGUGCUGACGCUGGUGAAACCGUCAGCAAAAGCUAGUUAAUGAAUAAGGAGAGGAGGAUAUUUUCACUAAAUUAUUAAAUUAAACUUAGAAUCACAAGACAGGAUUUUUGAAGUGGAGUGCAUUGUGUAGAAACAUCGUAUUUUGAUCAAGAACUGAUAAAAGAUGACGUAAAAGAGGUCUGUGAACUUGUGAUGAAUAAUUUAAGGAUAAAGCUUUAAGUACACUUAA